Messenger RNA from Ectocarpus sp. CCAP 1310/34, 4641 nucleotides. The record is from the annotation of a GenBank genome assembly. NCBI's taxonomy places the organism in Eukaryota, Phaeophyceae, Ectocarpales, Ectocarpaceae.
AUGCCAAGGUUUUACUUUAUCGGGGACGAAGACUUGCUAGAGAUUCUAGGACAGGUGUCGCUGAAUACCCCCGUGCCGGUGUCGGAGAGAGUCGAAGAGUGGCUGGAACACCUCAACGUCGAGAUGAAAGGGACCCUGACGUCUCUUCUUCAGGAAUGCCUGCGUGGGCAGAUCGACUACGAACGGUUCCCAAGCCAGCUGCUGUGCCUCGCCGAACAAAUCAAGUUCUGCGACCACGCGGAGGUAGCCGUUUCUCAGGGUGAUGUGAGCGGGCUCAUGCACCCUCUUCGGCAGCUGCUGGAGCAGUACACCGCCUACGACCUGUCGUCACGGCCCCUCAUGCAGCUUAAGAUCAAGGCCCUCGUCCUGGACCUGGUGCAUAGCAUGGACGUCGUAGAUCAGCUUCAGAAGAACGGCGCCGGGUCGGUGGACGACUGGAUAUGGCAGAAGCAACUUCGAUACUAUGUCAAGGGCGGGAACGCGAUCAUCAAGAUGAGCAGCGCGAGUUUUGGCUACUCCUACGAAUACCAGGGAAACGCCCCAAAGCUCGUGCACACUCCCUUGACCGACAAGUGCUAUCUGACGCUGACACAGGGCAUGCACAUGGGCUUUGGAGGAAACCCUUACGGUCCUGCGGGCACAGGGAAGACAGAAUCUGUCAAGGCGCUGGGGCAAGCGUUCGGCCGCCAAGUGCUUGUGUUCAACUGCGACGAGGGAAUCGACUUUCAGAGCAUGGGCAAGAUCUUCAUUGGCCUGGUCAAGUGCGGUGCCUGGGGCUGUUUCGAUGAGUUCAACCGCCUGAAGGAAGAUCAGCUGUCGGCCAUAUCGCAACAAAUUCAGAUCAUCCAGGACGCCAUCAAGGCGAAACGACCAUUCCUCAGGCAAGCGCUUCUCGGUCGGGAAAUCGAUGUGGACUUGAACACCGGAAUCUUCGUGACCCUGAACCCGGCAGGGAAGAAGUAUGGAGGUCGCAGCAAGCUCCCCGACAACCUCAAGGCGCUCUUCCGACCCGUUGCUAUGGGACGUCCCGACAAUGAGCUCAUUGCCGAGGUGGGUUGCUUGAAGUACUACAGCGGUUUGGUGAUACUGAGCUCCGAAGGGUUUACUGGCGCAAAGGACUUGGCGUCGAAGAUUGUGUCUAUAUUCACGCUGUCGAAGCAGCUAUUGUCCAGGCAGCAGCACUACGACUGGGGACUUCGGGCUUUGAAAGCGGUGCUCAACACUGGCGGCAAGCUCAUUCAGGCGGCGAAACGAGAAGGCACUUCUAUCGACGCUGCCGGCGAGCGUGAGCUACUGAUCAAGGCGGUACGGGUCAACACCCUGUCCAAGCUCACUUAUGGCGAUACUCGGCAGUUUCUCGCUCUCAUCGGGGACGUGUUCCCGGGAGCGGAAAGCAGUGACAUCCCCGGGGUGCGCAAGAUGCUGCAGCUGAAGGAGGCCUUAGACCAGAGGAUGGGUUGCGUCAUCGUCGGUCCUAGCGGCUGCGGGAAAUCCACCCUGUGGUCAAUCCUGCGGCACGCCAUGAUCAAGUGCGGGCAAGCGGUUAACACUCAUGUGGUCAACCCCAAGAGCAUGCCUCGCCAGAGGCUGCUUGGGCACAUGGACUUGGAUACGCGCGAGUGGUUUGACGGGGUGCUCACCGCUGCCGCCCGGAAGGUCGUCAAAGAGACGCCAGAGGUGAAGUCGUGGCUGAUUUGCGACGGUGACGUGGACCCCGAGUGGAUCGAGUCCCUGAAUUCGGUGCUGGAUGACAACCACCUCCUCACGCUGCCCAAUGGCGAGCGGAUCAACUUCGGAAACAACGUCAACUUCGUCUUUGAGACCCACGAUCUCAAGUUCGCUUCGCCUGCCACAGUCAGCAGAAUGGGUGAGACAGUUGAGCGCUCAUUGUUCCUUUUUGAUCGGGUAACGGCCUCAGAGAUGGACCCAUUGCCGAAAGAUGCCGUCGGCAUGAUAUUCCUCUCCGACGAGGACGUAGACGUAAAACGUCUCCUGGCGAGGUGGAUCAAGACACAACCCGAGGACCUCCGAGGGGGCUUGGCGGGCUGGGUGGACGACAUGUUUUACAGGGGUUUGAACUAUGUGCUGGAUCGGGAAAUGGUUGUAGACACCACAUUGGUGGGCACUGUCCUCAACGGCCUUGCUCAGGUGGCGGGUUCGACCUCGAAGGCGGACUUCGCAUGCGGGGUGAUUCGAGGACUCGGAGGAAACCUCAGCCUAGCCGACCGAAACUCCUUCGCGAAAGAGGUUUUCCAAUGGGCAGGCGAACGGCCGCCGGACAUCUCGUGCCCUCUAGACUGCUACAGCGACCGCGGAGCACUCACAUCGUACCCUACGGUACCCUCCAACGGGGGGCUGGGUGCCUUUUCUGACGACGGCGGCGCCACAAUCGGUCCUCAGUCGGUCGUGCCGACGGUAUCGGUCCAGCGUGCUUUGAGCAUGAUGGAGCCGUGGAUCGAGAACAGCGAGCCGUUCAUACUGGUGGGCCCCGAGGGUUGCGGAAAGGACAUGAUCACUCGAUACGCGUUUUCGUCUGAGGGCGUGUCGCGUGGGGGUGGGCGACCACGAGCAGGAGGAGCGGGUAGCAAGCGCAUAAAGACGAGCAUCGCCGUGCUCCACUGCAACGCCAGAACUACGGCGGAACACGUCAUCACAAAGGUGGCCCAAACGUGCAGCCUUUUCAGCGCCCCUGACGGAAGGGUCUACAGACCAAGGGACUGCGAACGCCUGGUGCUGUACCUCAAGGACAUCAACCUUCCAAGGCCCGACAAGUACGACACGUGCAUGCUCAUCGCAUUCCUGCAGCAGGUUCAGACGUCCGGCGGCUUCUAUGACGAAAACCUCGAGUUCCUGCGGCUUGAGAGGGUUCAUCUGGUCGCCUCGAUGAACGCUGCUACAACGGUGGGGCGGCACCCACUGUCAUCGCGGUUCACGGCCACGGUAAGGAUCGGCGUGCUUGACUAUCCCGAUGGGAGCGAGCUGUGCUCCGUUUAUUCUGCGUUCUUGGGGAAGGCACUGGGUGCAGGAUCUACAGAUGGGAGGCCAUCCGAGAGGGACAAGCUCUCCAAGAUGAUGGUGGAUCUAUACGAUCAGGUUCUGAAGCGGUUGGACCAGGAGCGGCUCAAGGAUGCUGUCAAGCAAGGCCUCGUGUAUUUCGAAAGAGAGGAGAGGGACCUGCACAUGCUCCUUUUCCCGGAGGUUCUCGACCAGGGCGAGCACCUUCUUCUAGUCGGUCGCAGCGGGGUGGGAAGACGGGAGGCCACGGGGUGCGGCUUGUUCACCCCGGCGGUAACGAGGGGAUUUGGCUUGGGCCAGCUCGAAACAGUCCUCAAGUCCGCGAUGCAGGCAUCCGGGGUGGAGGGCCAGCCAUCUGUGCUCUUGAUCGAAGACCAUCACGUCACCUCGGACGACAUUCUGGAGACGAUAAACUCUCUUCUCAGCGCGGGGGAGGUGCCGGGGCUGUACAGCCAGGAGGAGCUGGAGCCCCUGUUGGCACCUUUGAAAGAGCAAAUGAGAGAGGACGGGAACCACAAGACGACCUACGACUUUUUCGUCAGCCGGGUGCAGAAAAAUUUGCACGUGGCCAUGAGCAUGCUUUGGAAUCACCUGUACCACAACUUCUUGUGGAAUCCCCUUUCUUUCGCCAGAAUGAUCGAGGGGGUGAGCGAUCUAUUGGAGAGCAAGGACACCGACCAGAACAGCUUGGACGACUUCGAUGGUCGGGAAGAGGCGAAGCAAAGGAAUCACUAUGAUGAGGACGCGGCGGAGUCUAAAGGAGGGGAACGGAAGAGCGCUGCCCGAGGAGAGAGCAAGACCGCAGGAGAGAGCAAGAGCGCCGGGAACAGUAGGAGGCGUAUCGACAGCGCGAGAAGAGCAGCGCAUAGCCCACCAGGCCUCUUGGGAGAUGCCCUCGCGGACAAGAUUGUAGAGAUGCAUGAGUCGUGCUCGGAGAGCGGCAUGGUGGGCACAGGCACUACGGAAGCAACAGCGCCAGCAUCCGGAGCCGGAGGAGGAGGAGGGUGGGAUAGCGGGGCGGUGGGAAAGCCUUCGUCCUCCUCGUUGGCUACUCCUAAGGAGUACGUGUCGUUCUUGAAGAGCUGGUUUGACAUGCACGAAUCAAAAAAGGGAUCUUUGCGAGAGGAGCUGGGACACCUAACAGCGGGCCUGAGCAAGCUAGAGGAGGCAUCGUCGACCGUGGAUGACCUCAGCAAAAACGCCGAGAAAAACAAAAAGGAACUCCAAACAGCUCAGGUGGCUGCGGACAGCGCCAUGGAACAGAUCGCGACGGCCCUCUCAGAAGCAAGUCUUCGUAAAGGAGAAACGGAGAGGCUCAAGGACGAUCUCGCCGUCAAGAAAAAGGCCACUCAAGGCCGAAAGGGCGACAUUGAACAGGAACUGAGCCACAUCCAACCAGUCUUGGACAGCGCCAAGCAAGCGGUCGGACAAAUCAAGUCGCUCAAGAUGCCACCGGAGCCAAUCGCUGAUGUAUUGGGGGCUGUCCUCAUGCUGCUCGGCAUUCGUGACACGUCCUGGCUUUCCAUGAAAAAGUUUCUCGGCAAUCGUGGCGUGAAAGAAGACAUUCUUAAUUUUGAUGCCCGCCGCAUCGAUCCUCAGCUUCGUGCUAAGGUAACACUUCGAUGA